CUUUGUUGUUUGAAGGAGCCAACUUUUCUACCUAAUCUCACUGCAAACAGCGUGUUGCUGGACGCUGCUGUCAAAUUUGCAAUAGGAUCUCAACCAUUUGUGUUCGAAGAGCUUUGAUGGGGGCAAAUGUCAAAGAAAAAGGACCGUGAUUCACUGGCCUGCUCACACACCAGGUGGCACCAGGCCCGGUGCCACCAAGCAUUCCCCAAUUCCCACGGUGUGCUGUGUGCAGGCCUGGAUCCUUGUGACCAAGAGCCUGAUCAGGAUGAUCAAGGAUCAUCAUCUUCGACGUCUGACCUUGUGGACGCUUUGCUCCAGGACACUGAGCAAGGGGCUACUUCUUCCAAGCGAAUCAUUAAACUGGCAGCUGUUGCAGCCAAAAGGAUGAAGCGAUUGGGUGUCCAAGAUCAUGAACUCAACCGGUUGGCCCGGUACAGACAGUCGAAGAGUGGGAGGAAAGGUGCAAAUGCUGCUCGGGACUUCCACCGGUAUGUGCACCGGCAUGGCAGGGUUCUGGAUGUUAAGGUUUCAUCCAUUUCAAUCCUACUGCGGCAGAAGGUGACCACAACCUCUGGGAAGCGGCGUGUCAAGGAAAGGCUUGGUGACCAUCCUGUGAUACACCUAUCAAGCUGGUGUCAACAAAUGCUGGAGAAGUACCCAAGAUAUAUACUGGGAGGGUAUUGCCCUGAGAAGGAUGGUCAUCAAUCCUACAUGGACAUGUUUGCUUCGUUCUGGAUCAACUAUUGCAUACUUGACCGGGACCACCCAGUUCGUGAGAAGAGCUUGGAGGAACUACAACACACCAUACCGAUUGCCAUUCAUGGGGAUGAAGGUCGUGGACUUUCCAAAGUGCCAGUAAUGUGCAUAUCCUACCAGUUGCUGAUCCCAUCUUCCGGCCCAGAUAAACUCAAUUGCUCUCAGAACUCUUUCACGACAAGGCUAUUGUAUACCCUGAUGCCUGCCACAUGGUAUGCCCGCAAAGAUGCGAGCAUUCGUGGACUCCUGCAAGCGUUGGCUGCUGAUUUGACUGCGCUGUUUGAGGAGGGACUUACGGUGACAAUUCCUUUGAAGGAUAUAUAUAAAGCUUUGCUUCUUUUCAAAUCUCAACCUCAAAGAACCAAAAGGAUCUUAAAGGGUUUGAAUGGGUCGCAAUGUGUUUAUCUUUGUUUGGCAGGUACGCCUUCACCACUGAGAUCCAUUCCAGGUGGUGACAGGCCCUCUGCGAUCAAGCCAGAUUUAAUGCAUACAUUCAAUAUUGGCAUUGGCGGUGACUUCGCUUUUUCUGCGGUCAUUACUCUUUGUCGUCUGAAUUUCUUUGACGACUAUGGGUCCACAAUUCAGAAACGUUUGGAUUGCGCAUAUGACCGUUUUGCUCAAUGGUGCUUUGACAACCACAAGAAUGCCCAGAUCAAGUCUUUUGAGCUGAACAAGUUCCAUAUAACUUCGUUUCUGAACUGGUCUUGGAUUUCUGCAUGCUUUCUAUUUUUUCUCAACUCCCAACACCUGCCAGCCACCAAUCAAUCCCUGGCCCAUCUUGCCUGA
Molecule: messenger RNA, 1542 nt
Organism: Durusdinium trenchii
Lineage: Eukaryota; Dinophyceae; Suessiales; Symbiodiniaceae
Source: the annotation of a GenBank genome assembly